Molecule: messenger RNA, 2385 nt
Organism: Brassica napus (rape)
Lineage: Eukaryota; Viridiplantae; Streptophyta; Magnoliopsida; Brassicales; Brassicaceae
Product: indole glucosinolate O-methyltransferase 4-like
Exons: 4
Coding region: 245-1339 (364 amino acids)
Biological process (GO): methylation
Molecular function (GO): O-methyltransferase activity; protein dimerization activity; S-adenosylmethionine-dependent methyltransferase activity
Source: RefSeq, a predicted model, not a curated record
CAUUUGGAGAGCAUUAGCAUUUAGUAAAUGCUUCUCUAAAUGGUUUUUUAACAAUUGUUGAUCGGAUAAUGUAUAGCAUAAUGCUAAUGUUAAUGCUCUACCAAUCAAUGCGUUUGAUUAUGCUUUCGUUAAUACCCCAGGUUUCUCUAUAUAUAGUGACAGUAAUUGUGAAUGUUGAAACCAACUUCUUUUACCAAUAAUACCUUUGUUUUUGAUCUUCUUCAACUUUCAACCAACCACAACAAUGGCAAACUAUCUUCCAGAUUCCUUCACCACUUCCACUAAAUCAAGUCUAAUCGAAGAAGAAGGACGACUUGCUGAUGCGAGCUUGCAAGCAGAGAGUCUUGUGAACACAAUGGCCUUCCUCAUGGUUCUCAAAAGCGCCUUGGAGCUUGGCGUCAUAGACACAAUUGCGUCCGUAGAAGAAGGCGUGUGGCUCUCCUCUUCUGAGAUUGCGUUUCGUCUCCCAACCAAACCAACCAACCCGGAGGCACCGGUUUUGUUGGAGCGGAUGCUGGUUUUACUAGCCAGUCACUCACUUUUGAAGUACCGUAUGGCUGGAGCGGGAGAAAACGGCCGAACCGGAAAAAUGGAGAGGGUAUAUGCUGCUGAACCGGUUUGCAUGUUUUUCUUGAACCGUGGAGAUGGGUCGGGUUCUCUCGCGUCUCUUUUCAUGGUGGCCUUAAGCGAAAUCUUUUUCAAGAGUUGGGCACAUCUCAAAGAUGUGAUAUUAAAAGGAGAAGAUGCAUUCACCUCUGCGCAUGGCAUGAAAAUCUUUGAAUACACUGCUUCAAACGAACCAUUCGCUGAGUUAUUUAACCGGGCAAUGUCAGAAUAUUCUACACUGACCAUGAAGAAAGUUCUAGAAGUUUAUCGGGGAUUCGAAGAUGUAAACACUUUAGUUGAUGUGGGAGGAGGAAUUGGAACCAUCAUAGCUCUAGUGACUUCCAAGUAUACUCAUAUUAAGGGCAUCAAUUUCGAUAUACCCUCGGUUUUAGCCCAUCCUCCUAUUUAUCCAGGAGUGGAGCAUGUUUCAGGAGAUAUGUUUAUAGAAAUUCCAAAAGGGGAUGCUAUACUCUUAAAAUGUGUCCUACAUGAUUGGACCAAUGAAGAUUGUGUAAGAAUUCUAAAAAACUGUUGGAGAAGUCUUUCUGAAAGAGGAAAAGUAAUAAUAGUUGACAUGAUUACGCCGAUAAAACCAGAGAUCAACGACAUUUCUUCGAACAUUGUGUUCGGCAUGGACAUGACUAUGUUAACACAAAGUUCGGGUGGUCAGGAGAGGUCUUUCUCCGAGAUCCAGGGCCGGUCCUGGGUAAAGCCGGAUGAAACAUUCGCCUAGGACCUCCAAAUUUUUUGAAAAAAAUUACAUAAAAUAGGCCCCCAAAUUUUUUAAAAAGGUUCCUAAAUUUUUUUAAAUUUUUUUUUCAAUGAAAUUUUUACGAAUAUCGCCUAAAGCCCCCAAAAUCUCGGGGCCGGCCCUGCCCAGAUCGAGACUCUAGCCUCUGAUUCGGGCUUUCUUCGAUGUGAAAUCAUAUGUCUUGCCAACUCACAUUGCGUUAUUGAGCUCCACAAGUAGAUACGAAAUGUUGCGAAAAGACGAUCAUCAUCCGUUCAUGUGGACAACUGUAUGCACUAAAACCUGGUAUUUCACAUAUUCAAAAAUAAAUGUUCCAGGCGCUUUAUUUUAAAUGUGUGUAACGUUUACCGUUUAUGUAGUGGGUUAUUUUCAGUUUUCAAGAUCAGGGUGGCUGUUUUUUCCGACUAAAAACUUCUAUUUUAUAUAGACCACAUUUGUGGUGGUGACCACAUUUUAAGAAAAUAAUGAUGAUGAAUUUGUUUCCUCAAAAAUUGAUACCAAUUAAGUUGAAAUAUUUGUCAGAUUAAAUAUUUCUAAAGAUGGAUGUUCCAUGAUCAUAACUUGGAAGAAAUGUGCUAUUUUAGUGAAAUCAACCAUACACUCUACCAAUUUAUUGAGCUGUCACUCUGGACAAAGAUUUAUAACACAGAUCCAACAAAGGCAGGAAGGCACAAAGUUUGCCUACUUGUAAGCUACUUGCUUGCUUAACCUACUUUUCUAAUCAGGCCAUUUUGUUAUCGUAUGGUAGGCAGGAGCAAAGAGUCAGUAUAAGUAUAAAGCACCAAGCGUUUUUCAUGUUACCAUUAAUACAAAAUUAUACUAUGCAAUGGUUAAGAGUAAGACAUUCACCGGAGUCUAUAUAAAUGUCUUAACAACACAUUAAAAAAAAAACAAAAUAGGUAUUGCAUUCUAAAAACAUAAAUUUAAAAAGAAGAAAGAAAAAAAACAGAAAACCGAAGCUGGUUUACCAUAUAAUUACUCUCUCAAUCACCCUGUCAAACAAAAGUAUAUGCUUCUUACAAUUCAAA